Messenger RNA from Kickxella alabastrina, 1372 nucleotides. RefSeq names its product Gar1/Naf1 RNA binding region-domain-containing protein. The record is from RefSeq and is a predicted model, not a curated record. The coding region runs from base 134 to 1195 and encodes 353 amino acids. Gene Ontology annotation, molecular function: RNA binding. Gene Ontology annotation, biological process: ribosome biogenesis; box H/ACA snoRNP assembly; pseudouridine synthesis. Gene Ontology annotation, cellular component: sno(s)RNA-containing ribonucleoprotein complex. Lineage: Eukaryota; Fungi; Kickxellomycota; Kickxellomycetes; Kickxellales; Kickxellaceae. The transcript has a single exon.
UUUUUUUAUUUCUUCUUUCUCAUCUUUUUCAUUAUUUUUCUAUUACGAAUAUCAUUAUUUUUCGCACAACCUUUUUGUUUAUUUAAUUUUUGUAUAAUUUCCUUUUACAAGAAGAAAAGAAAAGGAAAAAAAUAUGGAAAACGAUUCCUUGGCCAGUAUUAGCAACCAGCUGAAUACACAGUCCACAUCAACAGCACUGACACAUCCAGAGCAGCAGGACGGCAGCCGAGUUGGCCAAGAAAUAGCACAACUACUACAGACGGUGAAAUCCGCCAACGCCUUUGUCGAUCCUAACCAGCCCCAGCCCCAGGUUCAAGCCCAGAUCCAGCCCGAGACUUUAGCAUGUGAACUCAACCUGCCCGAGCCCUUAACUUGCGAAUUCAACCAACCCCAAUCCACAGCAGAUGAGCCGGAGGAUGCUGAUAAUGAGUCUAACCUAGACAGCUCAACCUCAGGCUCCGACUACAGCUCGUCAGAUGAAGAAAUGGAGGAAGACAGCAAGUCAACGAACAAGCUAAUGGCAGACUUGGAGAUGGACUACGACGACGAAGAUGAUAUGAUGACCGGAGGGGCAAAUCUUCCAUUGACCAGACACGAGGUGCUUAACCCACAGAUCGCGGCUCCGCCCAUCACACAGUUGCCACAAGACAUUGAUCUCCGCGCACUCGGCACCGUGCACUCCCUAGUGGACAACUCGAUUAUCAUCCAGGCGCACGUAAGCGGUGAACAGCAUGUGUUGGACUCGGACAGUCUGGUUAUUCUCAGUGAUCGGUCGGUUCUGGGUCUAGUCUUUGAUGUGUUUGGCCCCGUGACCAGGCCCAUGUACACAGUACGGUUUAACUCGGCAAAUGAGGCUCAGGAGCGCGGGAAAGUCGGCGAGCAGGUUUAUUUUGCUUCAAAUUGGUCCAAAUUACUGGCCACGGAGAGGCUGCGGGUGAAGGGCACGGAUGCCAGUAAUGAGUUCGACGAGGAGGUCGCGUCUGAUGAUAUGGAGUUUUCGGAUGAUGAGGCGGAGCGACUUGCCAAGUCUAGAAAGAAGAAAUCAAUGGCUGCGAAAAGAAAGACGCCUGCGCAGAAUGCCGCCAAGGUCGAUCCUAGUGUUCGCGCGCUGCCGCAAUCUAUCUCUCGCCCGGUGACCGAUACUCGCCAGCUGCAGUCAUACGGCGAUCUGUACGACCCCGAACUCGGCUUCUAACUUGCCGACCUGUAUAUGAAUGAUGAUGAAAAAGAAAGAAAAACAUUUGAAAUUUGACAUUAUAAUAGAGGAAUCGAAAAGGAGAAAUGGAAUGGAAAGGAAAGGACAGGGGAGAAGAAAAAUAAAAAAUAAAAAUAAAAAAUUAGCUACAUGAAAGUGGAAAAGAAAAAGAAAACA